Molecule: messenger RNA, 1317 nt
Organism: Dioszegia hungarica
Lineage: Eukaryota; Fungi; Basidiomycota; Tremellomycetes; Tremellales; Bulleribasidiaceae
Product: putative MipD
Exons: 7
Coding region: 1-1317 (438 amino acids)
Biological process (GO): rRNA processing; ribosomal large subunit assembly
Cellular component (GO): nucleus
Molecular function (GO): 3'-5' exonuclease activity; nucleic acid binding
Source: RefSeq, a predicted model, not a curated record
AUGGCCAAAGCAAAAGCUGCCGCUGUUGCGCCAGGUAGCAACUGGGCUGCUCUGCAGACAAAGCUCACUUCCUCGAGCCCUGGCCCGCGGUCCUCGACGACCCCCAAACCCCGAGGCGGUCCGAGCAUCAUGUCUGGUGAACUAUCAAGCAAGCAGCGGAAGAGGAUGAUGCGGCAGGGUAUAGGAGAGUACGCGAGCGGGAUGAGCGAAAAGGUUGGAGAAUCUUCCUCGGCAGGGCAGACGGUCGGCGUGAAUGUACCAGCGCACACGAAGGAAUCUGUCAUGCUCUUGCCUGUCCCGGAGGACUGCACGGAUCGGAGGUUGGUUGAAGAGUUGAGGGUGAUGGUGACUGGAAAAGGAGUCUUGGGCGAGGCGAAGAAAGCACCUGGUACAUACAUCGCGCUCGACUGCGAGAUGGUCGGUCUCGGUCCACUAGGCUCCGAAUCCUGCCUCGCCCGGAUCUCCGUCGUCAAUUAUCAUGGGCACGUCCUGCUCGACACCUUUGUCCAGCCCCGCGAGACCGUCACGGAUUGGCGAACCUGGAUCUCCGGUAUCCGCGCAUCCGAUGUCGUCGGCGCGCCCCAGUUCGAGACGGUCCAGAAACAAGUAUCGGAGCUAUGCGAGGGGAGGGUCGUUGUCGGCCAUGCGAUUGAAAACGAUAUGAAGGCGUUGCUUCUGAGUCAUCCGGGACCGAUGACGAGGGACACGCAGCAGUGCAAGCCGCUGAGGGAGAAGGCGAAGACGAAGCGGCCGGGGUUGAAGAGGUUGGCGGAGAUGGAACUGGGGAUUAAGAUACAGACGGGGGCACAUAGUUCGGUGACCGAUGCUAGGGCGACGAUGGCGCUUUAUCGACUUCACAAGACGGUCUGGGAACAACAAGUCCGGUCCAUCACCGAGACAUACCGCGAGAAGAUGGGGUUACCCAGUAUCGGUGCUGGUAAAGGCAAGGAGAAGGCCUCUUCUGCCGUCCUGAACGAGACCGACCCACCCGCCAAAGGCGGCAAGCGAAAGCGGAACGUUGCGGAAGAGAACGAGGAUGAGGGCGCUGAGACAGCCAACUUGGAGGACGAGGGCGGAUUACUGCACGCUGCAGCCACGGAGGACAACCGCAAGAAGAAGAAGUUGAGGAAACAGGCGGCGGCGGCGGGUGGGUUGGGCGAAGGGGGAGGGCAGAAGGGGAUCAGCAGUGGUGUGACGGAGGUGAUCAGGCACAAGGAUGGGACCAGAGAAGUCAGGGGGAGGAAAGGGGCGGGUGGGGGAGGGGGUGGGGGAGGCGGAGGAGGCGGGAAUUGGUGGGAGGACGAUGCGGGAUCAUGA